AUGGGCUCCAGAACAGGGACUCGAUCCAAGAGGGUCUACUCAAAGGCGAGGCUUCAGCGUGCCCUCGACGUCUAUCAUCGGGCUUCCCAACGCCUGACAUCCACACGCCAUACUCAGGAACGUCAUCUUCGCGAGGAUUACCAAUUCCGACGGGUCAACUCCGCCUGGAACUUUGCACAAGCCAUAUCAUGGUAUGAUGAUGAUUCGUCUGAGGAAUACUGUCCCACCACAGCCAAAAAACGUCGGCUUCCAGUUCGCAAAAUCCCCAAAGCGAAACGAAUCAAACAGGAACCUAGGCCAACAAACCCAGCAUCCUCCCCGGAAGCUCGCGAUAAGUCUUGCCGAUCUCUAGUCACGCUCAAGCUCACAUCCAGUGCUGGCAGAGCCCUGCUAAGUGACAUUGCCAACAAAGAAGGCACUGGCUCUGGGACCAGGUCAGGUGCAGAUGGCGACUUGAGAGAAGGAGUUUCUAAGGGUAGUGUACAAUCCGGUCCUGUCUGGGACGGGAUUACCUUAGAAAUUCGAGACGAAGAGAGUGAUAAAAUUUGUGGAGGAACAAAUCGCAGCGGUUUCAAGAGGAAUAGGGAUGUUUCGUUAAGACCUGAGGGGCCGACAGAAUCCAAGGAUCCCAGCAAGGUCUGCUAUGCGAAUACCAGCCAUUUAACUUGCGAACAAGGUCAAAUUGAAGCUGCAGAUUCUGUUGAGCGCAGCCUUCCAAAGGAGGCAAGGACUGGAGAUACCUUGGUCAACCGGCCCACCGCCACCUCUCACUGCCCUUCUGCUCCUGCUCAGCCAACGCCGAUCCAAAUUAUUCGAGCAGCAGCCGUAGAGAUCCAACAAGCUCGGGACAUACUGGCCGGGCUUUCUAGGGAAAACCCAAUUAUCCUAGAUUCGCCUCGAUCCUCGCCAGAAGCAUCUCCGCAGAACGAAGAAUCCACGUUUCGCACCUUCACAAUAAGCACCCCAUGGGCUCAUCCGAUCAAUUUCAAGUAUCUUGAAUCGUUGAAUAAGCCAUGCCACUUUUGUGAGGACUUCAGAUAUGGGAUCUAUGGAUAUGGUGUGAUCUCUGUCGAGGUCAUCCAAAUCAUGGAACAGCCAGAGCUGCAAGAGAUGGGCAAUGGGCAUCUAGCUAAGGGCAAAGAAGCAACACGCAUGUGCGUCAACUGUUCUUUAAACCGACUCCAUAUUUCUCGAUGCAAAGUCCAUUCAAUGCAGCGUUUCGCAAAUAGAUCUGAAGAGCUCCACCGGAAGUACAUCACACAGUUGACUGGCGACAGCUAUCCCCAAGGACCAGCGCUCAGACACGGGGUGUACCACACGUGCUCAUUGUGCUCGAAUGCGGCGUUGUGGAGCUGCUGUGCCGACCAGAGGGUGGACAAGUACUUGAGGAAGCUGAACGACGGCAAGGGGAAAGGUUGCGGGCUGGUUCUCUGUGAUUCAUGCGCAGGACAAGUGAUAAUGGACAAAGGGGUUUUGAAGAAGACGACGGUGCAGGAGGUCAACGGCUACGAUUGUCGACGGGCAGAUAUGGAAUUCCUCUUUGCAGGAAGCUUGCUUCACAGGGCGUGGGCUUGA
Fonsecaea nubica is the source of this 1575-nucleotide messenger RNA. RefSeq lists its product as hypothetical. Bases 1 to 1575 code for a protein of 524 amino acids. The record is from RefSeq and is a predicted model, not a curated record. NCBI's taxonomy places the organism in Eukaryota, Fungi, Ascomycota, Eurotiomycetes, Chaetothyriales, Herpotrichiellaceae. The transcript has a single exon.